Camellia sinensis is the source of this 1557-nucleotide messenger RNA. Its product is annotated as fasciclin-like arabinogalactan protein 21. The record is from RefSeq and is a predicted model, not a curated record. Lineage: Eukaryota; Viridiplantae; Streptophyta; Magnoliopsida; Ericales; Theaceae.
UCGCCUCUCUCUCUACAAAAUUUCUCUCUCUAUAAUUGUAAUCUCGAAUCCAUGGCUACCACUACAGCUCUUCUACUACAAGUCUUCGUUCUCGUCUCUAUCUUCCUCUCCACCUCCAUCACCACCGCCGCUGGCGGCGGCGCUUUUGCUACCACGCCGCUUCAGGAACCAUCAUCACCACCACCGCCACUCUUCCAAGAACCGUUUCAUGCAUCGACAUCACAGCCACUGAUCCACGAGCACGCAUAUCCAUCAUCGCUCAUCGGCCCCAUCCUCGCCAACCUCGGCUUCCAUGGAUUCUCCGCCGCCGCACCGUCCAUCUUCAACACCACCACAUGGAGCGGCCCCACCACAAUCUUCGCUCCCUCCGACUCUUCUCUCCUCAGCUGCCGUUCCUGCUCCGUUCCUCUUCUCCUCCAUGAACACACCGUCCCAGGCCUCUUCCCUCUCCACUACCUCCGCACAUUAGCCUUUGGAUCCAAGAUCGAAACCCUAUCACCCGGCCGAUGCAUUACCAUCACGCUCUCUAACAGUUCUGAAGUCUACGUCGGUGGCGUGAAGAUCACUCGUCCAGAUCUCUACAACGAUGGCCUCGUCACCGUUCACGGUCUCCAAGGCUUCAUGUCUCAUCUCUCGCCGUACUCUUGCGAGGUAGAGCGAAUGACUUCUCUCUCCUUCCCUCAUACACCUCCUGCGUCGCCGUUUCUCAUGCGUAUGAUGUUGAAAGACACGAUGCUCCGCCUCACCAUCAGCGGUUACGGCGUGGUCGCUCUAGCGCUGAGAGUCAAGUAUCCGGAUCUCCUGAACCUUCACUCCAUGACGGUGUUUGCUCUCGACGAUGUCGCGAUCUUCUCCGGAGCCGGAUUUGAUUACGUCACUCAUUUCCGGUUCCACGUUGUGCCUAAUAGGCUGCUGAUGGCCACUGAUUUGGAGAGUUACCUGACAGGGACGCUGUUGCCGACGAUGGAACAGGAGCAAAAGCUGGUGGUGACCACCGACGGACGUACCGGAGGUCCAAACGCGCCGAUCGGUAUCAACUACGUGAGGAUCAAGAGCCCGGAUUUGAUGUACAAUCUCAAGAUCGUCGUUCAUGGAAUCUACAUGCCUUUUCCACACAUUCAUCAGACGGUUGAGGGGGAUUUGAGCCAGGUCGCACAGUCAGGAUGGAAAGCAGAAGGAAAGUCUAACAUUCCGGAGAUCGUGGCCCCCACGCCGGUGAUUGAAUCGAUGAUAGAGAUGGACGAUCCCCAUGGCUUGUGAGAUCUCUGAUUCACUCGCAUUGCUAGUUUCUUUGCACUCCUUUAUUUCUAGAUGUACUGGAAUAAAGCUCUCACAGUCUCGCCGCUUCUGUAUGUGUUUUGGAGUACUUGUCCUGAGUCAGAAACACUUCUUAGGCAUGAGUGAUUGAUUGUGCACUUCCAUUUUUUUAAUUUGGAGAAUUCAAUUGCUUGUGUCCUGUGAAGAUUCUACGGAUUGCUCUGUUUUCCUUCCAUCGUAGUUGAAUUGCUUGUGUCAUGGAUUGCUCUGUUUUCUCGGGAAAAUCAUUUGAUUAAAACA